This is a messenger RNA of Argiope bruennichi, 1110 nucleotides long. RefSeq names its product eukaryotic translation initiation factor 3 subunit G-like. The coding region runs from base 131 to 1003 and encodes 290 amino acids. Lineage: Eukaryota; Metazoa; Arthropoda; Arachnida; Araneae; Araneidae. The transcript has 10 exons. Gene Ontology annotation, molecular function: translation initiation factor activity; RNA binding. The record is from RefSeq and is a predicted model, not a curated record. Gene Ontology annotation, cellular component: cytoplasm; eukaryotic translation initiation factor 3 complex.
GUGCCGUCAUGAAGUUCCUUCAUUUAUAGUUGGCAUCAACUUUGGUGCAUUUACAAUACAUUUAUUUGGUUUGUAGAUUGUAUGUUUAUUUUAUUAAAAUUUCACAUAUAUAUUAUAAAAGAGAAACAGAAUGCCUUCAGCCAUGGAUUCUAAACCAAUAAGUUGGGCUGAUCAAGUGGAGCAAGGCGAGGGUAGAUUGUCUACACAAUCGGAUUUAACUCCUGCUGGUGAAGUUAUACAUGGAGAUAAGAAAAUUGUUACAGAAUAUAAAGUAAAUGAGGAAGGUAAAAAAGUCAAGAUCAUUAGACAUUAUAAAAUUGAAAGGAAAAUGGUUUCAAAGUCCAUUGCAUAUCGAAAAGGUUGGAAGAAAUUUGGUCUGGCUGCCAAUGAUCCUCCUGGGCCCAAUCCUUCUAAUACCAUAGUAUGUGAAGAAAUAUUUAUGCAAUUCCUGUCAAAUAAAGAGGAGGAAAAAGGACAGGAAGAAGAUCCUUUGGCAAAAUUGAAAGGUCAGAAAAUGGUAAAAUGUCGUAUUUGUAAAGAUGAUCACUGGACCACUCAGUGUCCAUAUAAAGAUAAGCUCGGCAGUUUGCCUGAAUUGCUUAAAGAAGAGGCUGCUAAACCAGCUGCAACACCUACUGCUAACCCUCAAGUUGAGGAAAAAGUUAAGGCUGGUAAAUAUGUACCUCCAAGCAUGAGGGAAGGAGCUAAUAGACGAGGAGAAUCAAUGACGCCAUCAAGGCGAGAUGAAACUCCAACUAUCAGAGUUACAAAUCUUUCUGAAGAUGUCAGAGACUCUGAUUUGCAAGAACUGUUUAGACCAUUUGGAACAAUUGCUCGAAUUUAUCUGGCAAAAGAUAAAUCAACUGGACAAUCAAAAGGUUUCGCUUUUAUCAGUUACCAUCGUCGUGAAGAUGCUGCUAGGGCUAUACAAAGUGUUGAUGGAUUUGGUUAUGAUAACCUUAUUUUAAGUGUAGAAUGGGCCAAGCCCUCUGGAACAAAUUGAAGUUUUCCAUCUAUAGUGAAUAUUAAUCCAUAUUCUUGUUCUGUAUAUUUUACAAAAGUGUUUGAACUAGAAUAAUAUGGACUUUUUAUUAAAAUUAUCCAAAUCAA